AUGACCAUUGCAUUACGACAGUGCACAGCGUGCUGCCGCAGAUGGACGCCCUUGAACCCGUUAUGGGGGCAGGUCCGCGCUGCAUCGACUUCCUCUUCGAAGCGCGACCAUCAGCCAGAACCAAGACAGAUCGACGAGGACGUGGACGAGUUUGACGACGUGCUUGGCGAGUUGCAUCGGAGGCGCAAGAAAAUGGAUGCGAAGCGGAACCGGACCGGUGGCGAUUUUGUUGACUUUCUGCGGGUGACUGUUCGCGGAGGUAAGGGCGGCGCCGGCACGGCCGCAUUCCUGCCUACCAAGCGCGGUUUGGGGCCUCCUUCAGGUGGCAAUGGUGGUCCCGGUGGAUCCGUCUACCUCGAGACGUCCCCUCUCAUAACGUCGUUGACGACUGUGUCCAACCGCCUCAUCGGCGGACAGGGCGGCAAUGGCGCUGGAAACCUGCGGCACGGGCGACGUGGAGAUGACAUUACGGUGGUUGUCCCGGUCGGGACAGUGAUUCGGGAGAUCACUCGUGAGGGGGAGGCGGAGAAGACGGGGCGAGAGAACGACGACCUCGGUCUGACGCGCGAGGAGCGUCACAAACGCACGCAGGAGCGAUGGUUCGUACAACACCCGACACUCCAACCGAACGACAGAGAAAUGAGCGAAGCCGAAGGGACAUGCCGUCGAGCGGGACGUUGGUCGCGUCCCACACCGACCUUUGAGCAGGAACCGGCACUCGAGAUGGACAUUGCGGCGCCGAUUACCGCGCCAGUCCUCCUCGCUCGUGGUGGCGCUGGCGGUCUCGGUAACCCUCAUUUCGUGGGCGGGAACAACCGACACCCCCGCCUUGCAUCUCGUGGCGUCCUUCCCCCUACACGCACAUUCGAGUUUGAGCUCAAGCUGUUGGCGGACGUCGGCCUCGUUGGCCUCCCCAACGCCGGAAAGAGCACGCUCCUGCGCGCGCUGACGGGCCGGCGUGCCGAGGUCGCCAACUACGCUUUCACGACACUGCACCCCCAGAUUGGUGUCGUGCGGGUCCUCGAAGACGGGAGCUGGGCUGCAGAACACCAGGGCCCAGUAGAGGAGACAGAGCUGGAGCGUGAGUUUGACGAACUCGCGCGUGAGGUAGGCGAGUACCUCCCUCUUGGGCGUGCGUCGCGCGACAGGAAGGUCAAGGAACGCUCGCGCUUCUCGGUGAGCGACAACCCUGGUCUGUUGGCGCGCGCCAGCGAGAACUACGGUUUGGGACAUAGCUUCCUUCGGUCGAUCGAGCGGUCACUGGCUCUCGCCUACGUAAUGGACGGGCGACGGCCAGACCCUGCAGCCGACAUGCGCGUCCUUCGGGCCGAGCUCGAGGCCUACAAGACUGGUCUCGCGGGCCGUGCGCGGGUGGUGGCGCUGAACAAGACGGAUGAGCUACCAGCCGACGAGGUUGAGAGCAAGGCCGCAGCGUUGCGGACAGCGAUCAAAGAGUUGGGCGACGACGCCCAGGUGCUCGUCAUCAGCGCCAAAUUUGGCACUGGGGUCGACCAGGUUGUUCACCUCUUGGCGGACGCCGUUGACGCGGCGCGGCCGAAGCCUGUGGAGAUGGAGAAGCCGAAGGUGGAGGAAGCGAUCGAGAAGACCGAGGUAGAAGAGUUGUUCUAA
This is a messenger RNA of Cutaneotrichosporon cavernicola, 1629 nucleotides long. RefSeq lists its product as uncharacterized. The transcript is spliced from 3 exons. The record is from RefSeq and is a predicted model, not a curated record. The coding region runs from base 1 to 1629 and encodes 542 amino acids. Gene Ontology annotation, cellular component: mitochondrion. NCBI's taxonomy places the organism in Eukaryota, Fungi, Basidiomycota, Tremellomycetes, Trichosporonales, Trichosporonaceae. Gene Ontology annotation, molecular function: GTP binding; GTPase activity.